Morus notabilis is the source of this 1231-nucleotide messenger RNA. RefSeq lists its product as uncharacterized. The transcript is spliced from 2 exons. The record is from RefSeq and is a predicted model, not a curated record. Bases 322 to 1095 code for a protein of 257 amino acids. Gene Ontology annotation, molecular function: protein binding. Lineage: Eukaryota; Viridiplantae; Streptophyta; Magnoliopsida; Rosales; Moraceae.
AAAAAAAAAAAAAAAAAAAACCGCAAACAAUAAAGCCGACUUCCGGAAACGGGAAACCAACCAUUCCCCGAUCCAGCCCCAUCGAUCUCACCGGCGUGCCACUACGCCCCACCCCGCCGGAGAUCACGCCGGCAACUAAGGAAACCAACCCCUCGAGCGCCGCCGUCUCCGCAAACGCCCACCUCUCUUGCGGACCCAGCACCGCCGCAAUCCGCCACCCCCAAUAAACAAGUUCGCUUUGCAUUGCUUGUUUGGGAUCCAAUAAACUUCCUUUUGCUUAACCAAACUCUCUUGAUUCGAUUUCAAAGAAGGUUCAGCUUGAUGGGAAAAGCAAAGCAAAGGCACGAUGAUUCAAGCAGGCUUGUCGGCUCUCUAAAUUCCGACCCUGAUCUGAAAUUCUGCGGAGAAAAUAGUUGGGUGAUUGUGAAGAAGCAGAAGGUUACCAUUCUGGUGCCUUCACUACAUGUUGCUGAUAGGUCUCUGCAGUUAAAUGCAGAACCAAGUCAGUUGCAAGCCCUGCCUAGAAAAAGGGCAGAUAACAGAUCACCGCGUCCAACCGAUACAUGUCCCAGGAUGCCAUCAGUUGAUGAGCGGAAAAGGUCAUUGUCUGCAGCUUCUAAAACGGAUCUCCAACUUGUUAAGAAGGCUUCUUCUGCUCCAAACAUUCCAACACUGACCAGAACUUUGAGGCAAGAUCCAAGAAUAGUAUCAAUAAACCCAAACCGCAGUGAUACCUCCAAGUCUCACAAAGUACUCGGAGUAUCUAAAGCCUCGAGAACCAUCAUCCGGCCAAGACCAUUUCUCCAUGGCAACGGCGAUUUCCCUGAUGGUGGCAUGCUGUUGAACCAAAGAUUGAGGGCACUGAAUCUCGAGAGGAAGCUUCAGAAAGCCGGCGGGUUGAGCAGAUGGCUAGCUUCUCUUGGUCUAGAACAGUUUGUGAGGCUCUUUCAAGGGAAGAGUAUUGGCAAGUUUCAGUUGGUCAAUCUGACCAUGAAGAAGCUCAAGGACAUGGGUGCAAACGCAGUGGGGCCUAGGAGGAAACUCAUGCAUGCAAUUGACUGCAUUUGCCAGCCUUACUGUUUUCAGGCUUUAUGAAAUUGUUAUCUGGGAUUUAGGAGCUUUAUAAUCACGUACAAGGUGAGGAAACAAAUGUACAAAUGAACUUGAUUUUGUUGUGGUUUUUUUUUUUUGUUUUUUUGUUUUUUGUUGUUGGUGAUAGUUGUAUUUAUUA